AUGAGUGCGCAGGGCAAUCUGCAACGCCCUAGAAGCGCAAGCUGGAAGGUGGAAGCUAUUCGCAGAGGCAAUCUCAAGAUUAGUGGGCCAAUUCCAAUUGAGGAAGACACGCCAUUGAACGAUGAGGAAGAGAGGGAAUUUGCUGGGAGGCGCGGCGACAAGAGGACCGAGGAAGCCUUUGACGUGCCUGUACCUCCACAACACACAAUACGACAGGUCCCCAACUCUCAAGCAACGUUACGGCAAGAAGACGCUACAGAAGAGACAGCAACGAAGACAGUUAGCCACGACAGGGACAUGGCACGGCAGGAAGCUGAACUUCACGAUCAACACCCAGCGAGGUCUCCACUGAGAUCACCAUUGGGCAUGCAUCCUACAGAUGGCACACUUGCAGGACAACGUGAAAGCGUUUUCCAACCAAGAUCCCACACACCACCAACGCCCUUGCGAGCGACGCCGGAGAGCACUUCCCACGCAAACACGGCAGCAGCCAAGAAGCAGAAGCGCAAGAGCGGGAUUAGAGGCGUCUUCCGCAAGAUGUUUGGGCGCAGAGAUCGAGAAGAGUCGCAGGAGCGAAAUGAAGAACCUGCGCGCCGAGGGCAUAGCUACCAUCAUAGUGAUCCUGGCCUAUUGCAAAAAUCACUGAUGGCACCACAAGAGCCGCCGAUAUCUAAUGCACAGCGAAUCUCAAACCUGACUGUGAAAGAGCUGCAGCCACCACAUCCGUUGGGUCAACAUCUGCCGUAUCCCAUGAACGUCAAUGCGCCUCCGGCGAGUCCGCCAAAUGAGUACCUGAGGUUCGACUUGCAGCGACCUGAUCUAGGUACCCGCAGAGCGACGCUCCCAAACCUACCUGGCGGCGUGGCACAGCGCCACAGUCUUGACGAACCGCGUGGCAGAUUAUCGACUUGGGAAGAGAAGACUGAGGAUGAACCUUUACCAUCGCCUGGCAUUGGCAUAGCACUGUCCAGUCCACCACACGCCGCUCGAACUUCUCUUGGGGACAGGCGCAGAUCUAGAAGUGCUGGCGCCCUACGAGAAUUGGCGAAGGCGCGCUUCUCAAACGACAAUAGCACGACUAGGAAGGAUGUGAUCAAAACUUGGAGGGACAGCUAUGCUUCGGCCAGCGUGUACAGCCAGAGCACCCGGCCACAAACCGCAAGGACGGUGGAAACAAUACGAAGCGUCCACACGAAAGGUCCUAGCGUGCAGGAAGCUGAGUCGAUCCACGAAGGGAUGAGCGCAACCCUUGUAGGGCCGGACGAGCUGACGCCAAACGAGCCUACACCCACGGCACAGGCUCCCAGCACGCCUGAGCCUGCACCUAGAGCACAAAAUUGGAGCACGCCUGAGCAUCCUCCUGUAUCUGCAUUCAACUUUGGCAACCUGGAGCCGAGCAGCCCUCGUGAGCACAAGGAAACCCUUGCGCAGCUUGAAGGCCCACCUGUGCCAUCUCGCAGUCCAAGACGCCGUUCAGUGGAAGAACGCGUCCAAAACCUCGAAGAGAACAUCCACACUCUCGAAUCCUCGCUCCGCCGCAUUUCCACCCACAACAGCCGCCAGACCAUCAUCCUCGAAAACGCGCCUCGAAACCUGCGCACGCGAACACGCAGCACCUCGCGCUCCGUCUCGGUAGUCAGCGUUCACCAGCGCGAAGCACUCCCUGCCGCUCAGUCCAGCAACCUCGCCUACGAGUCCAGCCCACCAUCCCCUCCCCUGACGCACAGCGACGAGAAGCCUAGCAAAGAGGACCUUGCCCCUCUGCACGCGCUGCUCUCGGAAGAAUGCACCGCGCGCCUCGCCCUCGAAUCGCGCGUCCUCGCCCUGCAGAGUGAAGUCUCGGCCCUGCACGAUCUGGUCAACAAACUCAUCAAUCGAUCGACGGUUGCAGCGACAAGUCCAAACUACCCCACGCCCAGUCCAGAUAGCAUCCAUCGAAGCAGCGAGGACAUGCUGCCGACGCCGCGAGCGGGGAGACACGAGGCAAGGAGGCAGGGGACCGAAGACAGUGAGGUAGUGAGUCCAGAGGUGUGGGCUACGCCGAAGGAAGAGGCGUUUGGGGAGCUGAGCAACAGGAGCGGGUUCUUCCAUGGCGGAGAGACGAUGCCGCAGUCGAACGGCAUCCACUGA
Ascochyta rabiei is the source of this 2130-nucleotide messenger RNA. RefSeq lists its product as uncharacterized. The transcript is spliced from 2 exons. The record is from RefSeq and is a predicted model, not a curated record. The coding region runs from base 1 to 2130 and encodes 709 amino acids. NCBI's taxonomy places the organism in Eukaryota, Fungi, Ascomycota, Dothideomycetes, Pleosporales, Didymellaceae.